Anopheles coustani is the source of this 2453-nucleotide messenger RNA. Its product is annotated as mitochondrial potassium channel ATP-binding subunit. Gene Ontology annotation, biological process: transmembrane transport. The record is from RefSeq and is a predicted model, not a curated record. Gene Ontology annotation, cellular component: membrane. NCBI's taxonomy places the organism in Eukaryota, Metazoa, Arthropoda, Insecta, Diptera, Culicidae. The coding region runs from base 124 to 2298 and encodes 724 amino acids. Gene Ontology annotation, molecular function: ABC-type oligopeptide transporter activity; ATP hydrolysis activity; ATP binding. The transcript is spliced from 4 exons.
ACAAUCCAACCGGCUGUGCAAGGAAGUCGUGAUUCUGUUUCUCGGUUUCUUCGGGUUUCCUCGGUUGAUGCCGCCAGAAGGCAUUGGAAAACCAGAAAACCGGCAGAGGUGCCUCAAGGAAUAAUGCUUAAGCUUUUACUUACCCCAAACCGGCAAAGCUGCUGGCAAGGAUUGGUACGAUCACCGUACAGUACGGACAGUAAGCAUGCGUUGCUGAGGAAAACGAUCCAGUCCUUUGGUGUGGGAAAGUCGAGUUUUCUACAGACAACCCGCGGGAACAGUUUGCGGUCUCCGCUAAGAUCGGCACACACCGUAACAGGUGGUACGUCUUCCCGUGGCUCACGAGUGGUACGGGUUCUGCUUGGAGGCACCGGAGUUAGUCUAACGUUGGGCUACCAGUACCGUCGGUGGUUUGUGCACUGCGAGGCAUCCGCGAACCGUUUGGCCGGCCAACGUUACGCGCUUGAAGAUGAGCGAGUUCGGUUUGAUUGGUGGAAAUUUUGGCGUUACCUGAAGCAUCACUUGGGAAAGCUGAUCGGUGCGAUUUUGGCCGCUCUUGCUGUAGCGUAUUUUAACAUUCAAAUACCAAACCUUCUUGGUGUGCUAGUUAACAAGCUGGCUCGAUAUGCUGGAAGUAGCUUGCAGGACAUCGAUACGGCAAGCUUUUUCCGUGACAUGCGAGGACCCGCCUUCCAGUUGUUUGGAAUGUAUCUGGCCCAAUCGGGAUUCACCUUCCUUUACAUCCUGCUGUUGAGUCAAAUUGGUGAACAGAUGGCUGCUAGCAUACGGCAGGACCUGUUCCGUCAGAUCAUCAUACAGGAUCUGGAAUUUUUCGACCACAAUCGAACGGGCGAACUGGUCAAUCGAUUAACUGCCGACGUGCAGGACUUCAAAUCGAGCUUCAAGCAAUGCAUCUCGCAAGGACUUCGAAGCUUCGCCCAGCUUGUAGGCGGUGGCAUAUCGUUGUUCUGGAUCUCGCCGCAACUGGCCAGCAUUGCGCUCGUUUCGGUACCGGUGGCUGUGGUGAUGUUUUCCCUGCUCGGCCGUUCGCUACGCCACUUGAGUAAGAAAUCGCAAGCCCAGUCGGAACGGGCCACGUCGGUGAGUGAGGAAGCGCUGGCCAACAUUCGGACCGUGCGAGCAAGCGCUAGUGAGUACAGCGAGGUGGAGCUGUUCCGUGUGGAGACGGACAAAUCGGCCGUACUAUCGCAGCAGCUUGGAGGUGGAAUUGCCGUGUUUCAGGCGCUCAGCAAUCUGUGCCUUAACGGAAUGGUGUUAACGACACUCCUGCUAGGUGGACAUUUUAUGUCGGCGAACUCGAUCAGUGCCGGUGAUCUCAUGGCGUUCCUCGUUGCGGCCCAGGGCGUGCAGAGGUCGUUGGCCCAAGGAUCAAUCCUUCUCGGCUCGGUCAUUCGGGGAAUGACGGCUGGUGCGCGAGUGUUCGAGUAUCUCAACCUGGAGCCCAAAAUUGACCUGAAACAUGGCCUCACCAUUCCUGAGGAAAGCCUGCGCGGAGAGGUACGCUUCGAGGGCGUAGAGUUUGUGUACCCCACGCGACCCAACCAGCGGGUGUUGCGUGAUUUCAGCUUAGUCCUCCGACCCGGACAGACGGUGGCGCUCGUUGGUGCGAGUGGCAGUGGUAAAUCGACCGUGGCUUCACUGCUGGAGCGAUUCUAUGAACCCACGGGGGGACGCAUAACGAUCGAUGGGUACGAGCUGGCACACAUCUCCCCCAGCUGGCUUCGGGGCGAGCUGAUUGGAUUCAUCGAACAACAACCGGUGCUGUUCGGGACGACAAUCUAUGAAAAUAUCAAAUACGGCCGACCGGGGGCAACUGACGAGGAAGUUCUCCAGGCGGCCAAGCUGUCACAGUCGCAUGAUUUUGUCAGCAAACUUCCCGACGGCUACGAUACCAUGGUUGGCGAACGAGGCAUACAAUUGAGCGGUGGUCAGCGGCAACGAAUUGCGAUCGCGCGGGCCUUACUCAAACAACCGACGAUACUUAUACUCGACGAGGCGACCAGUGCCUUGGAUGCGGCGAGUGAGGCGGUCGUACAGAGCGCACUCGAUGCCGCCGUCCUCGAUCGGACAACGCUGGUUAUUGCCCACCGAUUGUCCACCAUCCGGAACGCGGAUGUUAUUGUGGUGCUAAAUCAAGGGCAGAUCGUUGAAGUGGGCAACCAUGACAGCCUGAUCAAGCAGCGCGGAUACUAUUACGAGCUGGUCAAGCAACAGGAACGACAGCAGCAGCAGCAGCAGCAAGAUCAGCCCUCAAAGGACUCCAGAGUGUACGGAUAGAUAGGAAUGUAAUUUAUUGACUUGUCGUUCUUUCGCGCGCGAUAGAAAAACGUGUUAUAGACUGUAAGGGAGUGGGAGGGAAUUUAGGCUUUAGAAACAAAUUAAAAGACAAAUGUUAUCAAUAAAGCUUUGAACGCGGGACUAUUUAUUGCCAA